Messenger RNA from Thlaspi arvense, 1693 nucleotides. The record is from the annotation of a GenBank genome assembly. Lineage: Eukaryota; Viridiplantae; Streptophyta; Magnoliopsida; Brassicales; Brassicaceae.
GAGCCUUGAGUUUUUUAAAGUUUUAACGAGGGCUUUUGAAUCUUUUUCCCUUCGCCUCCAAAUCCUCGCCGGCGAUAGAAACCCUAGAUUUGAUCCACCGUCGGUCUAUCCAACAAUGUCGUUCAAUCUAUUCUCUACCCCUCAGCAACAGCAGCAGACGCAGUCGCUGUUUCAGACUCCGCAACCGAUGUUUCAGCCGCAGAGCUCUUCCUUGUUCUCGCAACCGCAACCACAGCAGCAACCGUCGCCGUUUCAGCCGCAACAGUUCCAGCAGCAGCAGCAACAACAACAACAACAACAAGUAAAUCAGCAGCAAGCGCAGCAGCUGUAUUUGUUCACGAACGAUAAAGCGCCGGCGAAUUACAGUACGAAAUGGGCCGAUCUUCAUCCCGAUUCCCAGAAACUCCUCCUCCAGAUUGAAGAGAAGAUAUUGGAGCACAGAAGUGAAAGUCAGAGGUUAGAUCAAUGCAGUCGACUUUACGAUUCUUCUGUAUCCAGUGAAGGAUUUGAGUUUGAUGCAAGCCGCAUUGUUCAGGAGCUUGGUGGGAUUAAUACUACCAUGGACCGACAGAAAGCUGUUCUGCACGAGCUUAUGGUGGUUGCUAAAGACAUGCUGCGUAAUGCAGAGAUUGCGGUUCGGUCUUUCAUGAUGCUACAGCCGAGAUUCCCUCAUUCAAAGCCAGGAGGAGCUGCUAAUGGUGGUUCUCAAGCAUCUCAGGCGCAGGGAGCAAAUCCGGCUCCAGCUUCCUCUGGUCAACAACAAGCAGUUACUUCCAUUGUUCAAGUUUCUGACUUUUACCGUGGGGUCCCAAAGAAACCCACUGUUUUUCUACAGCAAACCGUUGCAAGGUUCGAGAAGUAUCUAGGCGAGUGUCGGCAAUGGGUUGAAGAGCUGGAGCAGUUGCUUGCGUUGGAUUCUGACAAGUAUAGUCGUCACGCUUCCCUUUUGGAAUCUCUUCCGAAAGUCAUGUCUAAUGUGCAUGACUUCUUUGUUCAUGUGGCUGCCAAGGUGGAGAAUAUUCAUCAGUACAUUGAGUCGAUGAGAACAGCGUAUCUUGCUGACCAGCGUCGGAGAGGAGAAUGUAACGAUCCGUUUCUUGAAGCUGAUCGGAGGGAAACAGCGAAACAGGAAGCUGCUGCUAAAAGGGUCCACCCAACUUUGCAUCUACCUGCGACUAAUACGAAUGCACAAACCUCAACGCAAGUCGCUGGUUUGAUUGCCAGCUCAGCAACUCCUGGGGCUUCACAAACACCUGCAGCUGUUCCAACACCAAACCCUUCUUCAGGAGCUGGCUUUUCGUUUAUGAACACACCUGCUUCUGCACCAUCGUCUUCUCUGUUUGCUACACCACCUUCUGCUGCUCCUACCACUUCUUUGUUUGGACAAUCACUUUUUGGUUCUUCGCCAGCGUCUACAUUUGGUUCCGCUCCAUCUUUGUUUGGCCAGACAACUCCAUCAAUUGGUGGUACGCCUUCACAGCUUGCAGGUAUAAAAGUCAUUAUCUGUAUCCCAGAUUCUUGGAGUUUGUAUCAAGAUUUUGUUCUCGUCGUAAUCUCAAGUUUUGUUACCUGUUUCCCCGUAGGUAUUACACCGGGUUUAGGAGCCAGCUUUGGUUCUAUGACACAAUCUUUAGAAGACGAUCACAGAGUUCAAGUGGCUUGGAGAACAUUGGCAUAUGAUCAGCAUCUUUGA